Messenger RNA from Canis lupus familiaris (dog), 1058 nucleotides. RefSeq names its product ral guanine nucleotide dissociation stimulator-like. The record is from RefSeq and is a predicted model, not a curated record. Lineage: Eukaryota; Metazoa; Chordata; Mammalia; Carnivora; Canidae. The transcript is spliced from 7 exons. The coding region runs from base 1 to 894 and encodes 297 amino acids.
AUGAUUCCAAUCUACAAAGAUUGUGAAUGUUUUGAUGAAUACCAGUUUCUGCCUUGGAGGCUGAAGGAGAAUGUGGAGCUGGGGAGUCAGCGGGACCAGCGGCACCAGGCUGGGCUGUUGAACCAGGCUGAGAGGGAGAAGGCAGGGAGACGAAGGCAAGAAGCCGAGCAGAGGAAGGGCCUGCUCCACAGGUUCCCCAGGAGACUCCAGGAGGGGCAGAAGCGCACCUGGAAGGAAGACACGGAAUCUUGUGACUAUGUGAGGACGACUAUCGUGGAUUCGCCACCACGGACGGGUGUGCUGGACCUGCUGUUCACCGAAUAUGGGUACAUCGUAGCUGCAUGUGGUGACGACGACACGGUCCAGCGUUGGAAACUGGCCAUCUCCUGCAUGCUGGAAAUAUGGCUGGAUUAUUAUGGGGACGACUUUUGUCAGCUCCCCGAAUUUCCCUCCCUUAUGAAAAUUCUGCAAUUCGUAAGACAGCACAUGCCAGGUUCAGACGUGGAACUCCGUGCCCGGCGUAACCUCCAGCAAUUCAGACGCCUCCAUACAGUGGAGCCAGAGGCUGGGGCUUCAGCCCAAGGAAAACACCCUGAAGCAGCUCAGGAGCAAGUCCCAGCUGAGACCGUGGGGACUGCUGCCCCGUCGGGGCCUGCGGGGAUCCAGGCCGUCCCGGCCGCUGGGGCUGAGGGCUCGGCCCGCGCUGAAGCGCCCGCUGGGGAGGUGAAGCCCCUGCAGAUAGUGGUCACUGCUCUAGUUCACUGCUCAGCCCUGGAGGAGCCCCCUGCACCCGCGGCCACCCCAGAGGAGGAGCAAGCCCCGGCACCUGCAAUCGGGGUCCCCAGAGUGCCAGAGCCGCCACCUGCAUCUGGAACAACUGGCUUCGACCCCUGAGCUCGCCCCAGCUCCCAACGCAGGGCUCGUGGUGGCUGCAGCCCAACGGAGGCUUGCCCUCCCCUGGCAUUUCACUGUUUCUAUAUUUUCCAUUUUUCUUUAACCUUUAACCUGUAUAAUGGCUUAUGAGUUUUAUUGUAAUAAAGGAUAAGUUAACUUCACAC